AUGAGAUGCACAGACUUGACACGGCGCAACGGAUGGCUCUACCCAGAAACGGUUGAGGUACUCCGACGAGGCGCAUGGAAAAACAUCCUGUCGUUUAAGGAGGGGACAGAAACAGAACUAGAUCAACUGGAGAGUAUACUGCAAUCUGGCCAACGGAUUCACGCUCUAUUCAUUGAGCUGCCCAGUAACAUCAAACUCUCGUCGCCCAACCUGCACCGCAUUCGCGCUUUAGCUGAUGAAUAUAACUUCAUUGUCGCCUGCGACGACACCGUUGUCGGCUACAUCAACAUCGAUGCACUCCCCUAUGUAGAUCUAAUGAUGUCUAGUUUGACCAAAGCUUUCAGUGGAAAUUCCAACGUGACUGGAGGAAGCCUGGUCAUCAAUCCCAACUCCCGUCAUAUGGAGAGAAUCCAAGCUGCUCUCUUUGGUAACUACGAGAACACUUAUUUCCCUCUUGACCUUGAUACGAUCCUGCAUAAUUGCCAGGACAUUGCCUGGCGGGUGAUAAAAUGCAAUCAGAACACUUUCCCCCUAAUCAACUUAUUCGCAAAACCCCCAUCAAUUGCUCUGGUCAAUCAUCCCUCCAUCGGCCCAACCGCUCAUUUAUACAAGAGUCUCAUCCGCAAAGAAGGCGGCUAUGGGAACGUCCUCAGCGUUAUCUUCCACAACCCCAGCAGUGCAGAGCAUUUUUACAAUGUUCUAGAUAUCUGUAAGGGGUCCAGCUUUGGUACCAAUUUCACUCUGGCCAUUCCCUAUAUCCAGUUGGCCAAUUACUGGAAUCGUGACAAGGUACCUAAAUACGGUGCUCCUCAGCAUAUUAUUCGGAUAAGUGUUGGGCUGGAAGAUAGCGUAGAACUAGUCCAGACCUCUGCAGAGUAA
Messenger RNA from Penicillium angulare, 879 nucleotides. RefSeq lists its product as uncharacterized. Bases 1 to 879 code for a protein of 292 amino acids. Lineage: Eukaryota; Fungi; Ascomycota; Eurotiomycetes; Eurotiales; Aspergillaceae. The record is from RefSeq and is a predicted model, not a curated record. The transcript is spliced from 3 exons. Gene Ontology annotation, biological process: transsulfuration. Gene Ontology annotation, molecular function: pyridoxal phosphate binding; cystathionine gamma-synthase activity.